UAGAGCAAUCCAAGCAUUGGGAUUCCUUGUCUUCACCGUAAUAGUUCUUUUGAACUUUGUUCUUCCCGUUAAGGCAAUGUCAGAUUGUUUCUCCAUUCCGUUUACUGGUCUAAGUUUGAUAGCUUCCAUCUUCAAAUUCCCCCCUUGGCCCUAACUGACAGGUAUUAACAGCUUUGUUUCAAACUGCUCAGAGUACUGUAGUUGAAAAAGGCUGUAGUGUGCAGCCACCUUCCGUUUAUUUCAUGUUGCCCACAGUUCCUGCUCUGUCAGUUUUGUGUUGAGUGGUGGUGUUGCUGCUGCUGCUAAACGCCUCGACAGUGAACAGGUUGACAAGGUACAAGUAUAAGCAUGGACCGAUUUUUGUACCUUAUGAAACAAAUGAGAAGGUCGAGGAGAAGGAAAAGCAAGAAGUAUAGACCAGAGGAGGAUUACCAUGAGGGAUAUGAAGAUGUGUAUUAUUAUGCCUCAGAACAACUGCGUAAUGAGGGACCAUACGCCAAAUCUACAAACCCAGCAAAAGCUUCCGAAGGCACCUUGGCAGUUAGAAGACAAAGUAUUCCAGAGGAAUUCAAAGGUCAAACUGUAGUUGAGUUGAUGAAGAAGGAAGGCAGUACCCUGGGGCUUACAGUAUCAGGUGGAGUAGACAAGGAAGGGAAACCCAGAGUAUCCAAUCUUCGACCUGGAGGAAUUGCUGCGAGGAGUGAUCAGUUAAAUAUUGGAGACUACAUCAAAUCAGUCAAUGGAAUCAAUUUAACAAAAUUCCGACAUGACGAGAUCAUCAGUCUCCUGAAGAAUGUUGGUGAGAGAGUGGUUCUUGAGGUGGAAUAUGAGCUCCCUCCUGCUUCUACUCAAGGCUCAGGGAUUAUUCUCAAAACUGUGGAAGUGACUUUGCACAAAGAAGGCAAUACCUUUGGAUUUGUGAUUCGAGGAGGAGCCCAUGAAGACCGAAGUAGAUCCCGCCCGAUUGUAAUAACCUAUGUCAGAGCUGGGGGACCAGCUGACAGGGAAGGCACAAUAAAAGUUGGCGACAGGCUGUUGAGUGUUGAUGGAAUACGGUUACAUGGAACAACGCAUACAGAGGCUAUGAGCAUUCUCAAACAAUGUGGACAGGAGGCAACAUUAAUAAUCGAAUAUGAUGUGUCUGUCAUGGAUUCCGUAGCAAAUGCUUCAGGCCCCCUGAUGGUGGAGGUGGCCAAGACCCCUGGUUCAAGCUUGGGCAUUGCUUUAACUACCUCACUGUACUGUAACAAGCAAGUCAUAGUCAUAGACAAAAUUAAGGCUGCCAGCAUUGCAGAUAGAUGUGGCGCUUUGCAUGUUGGAGAUCACAUACUUUCGAUUGAUGGCACCAGCAUGGAGUAUUGCACAUUAGCUGAAGCAACUCAGCUUUUAGCCAGUACCUCUGAACAAGUCAAGCUAGAACUGCUUCCUUACCAUCAAACACGACUGGCUUUGAAGGGACCAGAACACGUCAGGGUUCAAAGGAGCAGCAGACAACUUGCCUGGGAAACUUGUGGAAGCAACAGCAGCAACUUGUUCACCUACCAACCCUAUAACACCUACCACCCUGAUCAAUGUAGGAUGACAGCCUUGAAAUGCCAGCAACCUUCUUCUCAAAACAGUCUUCCUGCUCUGGUGUCGACAUCAUUCUCUCCUACCUCCAUGAGUGCAUAUAGUCUGAGUUCCCUGAAUAUGGGGACCCUACCUCGCAACUUGUAUCCAACAAGCCCACGAGGAACACUAAUGAGAAGAAAAAUGAAAAAGAAAGACUACAAGAGCUCCUUAUCUUUAGCCUCCAGUACGGUUGGUCUUGCAGGCCAGAUUGUUCACACUGAGACAGCAGAAGUAGUCCUGACCAGUGACCCGAUCGUAGGGUUUGGAAUUCAGCUCCAGGGUGGUGUCUUUGCAACAGAGACCUUGUCUUCUCCACCAUUGAUUGCAUAUAUUGAACCUGACAGCCCAGCAGAAAGGUGUGGAAUGCUGCAGGUUGGAGACAGAAUUCUGACAAUCAAUGGAAUCCUCACUGAAGAAAGCACCCUGGAGGAAACCAACCAGCUCCUUCGGGACUGUGCUGGCAACAGCAAAGUCACCCUCGAAAUAGAGUUUGACGUCGCAGAAUCAGUUGUACCAAGCAGUGGCACAUUUCAUGUGAAGCUACCAAAGAGGAGUGGUGUGGAGCUUGGCAUCACCAUCAGCUCACCUGCCAGCAGAAAACCAGGAGAUCCACUCAUUAUUUCAGACAUUAAGAAAGGAAGUGUUGCACACAGAACUGGAACAUUGGAGCUGGGAGACAAGCUGCUUGCCAUAGACAGCAUCCGUUUAGAUAACUGCUCCAUGGAAGAUGCAGUUCAGAUCCUUCAUCAGUGCGAGGAACUUGUGAAACUCAAAAUACGGAAAGAUGAAGACAACUCAGAUGAACAAGAAAGCUCUGGGGCAAUCAUUUACACCGUGGAGUUAAAACGUUAUGGUGGUCCGUUAGGAAUUACCAUAUCGGGCACUGAAGAACCUUUUGACCCAAUUGUCAUCUCAAGCCUAACAAAAGGAGGUUUAGCUGAAAGGACUGGUGCAAUCCAUAUUGGAGACAGAAUCUUGGCUAUAAACAGCAGUAGCCUGAAGGGUAAACCCUUAAGUGAGGCUAUCCAUCUCUUACAGAUGGCAGGAGAGACUGUCACACUGAAAAUUAAGAAACAACUCGAUAUGUCCAGUCCUAAAAAAUCAUCAAUUUCUGGACGGCUGAGUGAAUUGAGUGAUGUGGAAGAUGAAAUUCCCACUGUACAGAAGCCAGCCAAGCUUUCUGAGAUGUACUCUGCUACGAUCCCCAGUGUGGACAGUGCAGUGGAAUCCUGGGAUGGUUCAGGCAUAGACACAGGCUAUGGAAGUCAAGGUCCUUCUGGAUAUCAAGCCUCUGGCUACAGUCUUCAUGCACAUGAAUGGAGAAGUGCCAAACUAAGUUUCUCACCUGCCAGCAGGCAUCAUCAUAACCUGUAUCAUGAAGCAACAUUGAGUGAUGAUGAAUGGGAUCGACCUACCACUAGUGGAUAUGUAGGUGGUCAUGAUGGCUUAGAAACAGAUCAGGAAGAAAACUUUUGGUCCCAGGCUCUAGAAGAUUUGGAGACCUGUGGUCAAUCAGGAAUCCUGAGAGAAUUGGAGGCGACAAUCAUGUCUGGGAGCGCACUGAGUCUUAAUCAUGAAAACAGCAUGACACACAGGCCGCUGGGGAGACAGUCCAGCUUCCAAGAGAGAAAUCCUGUCAGGGUUCAUUACACCCAGAAUUCCCGUAGCAACACUCUACCGUCAGAUGGUGGGAGAUCGAAGUUGCUUGCUAUUAGAAAAAUCAAGCAAGAAAUGAAAGAAAUUAUGUCACCAACACCAGUGGAGUUGCACAAGGUAACCCUCUAUAAAGAUUCAGAUAUUGAGGAUUUUGGAUUCAGUGUUUCAGAUGGCCUACUUGAGAAAGGUGUGUAUGUCAACAACAUUCGCCCAAAUGGACCAGCUGCCCUUGGUGGUGUCAAACCCUACGACAGGUUGUUGCAGGUAAAUCACAUCCGUACGAGAGAUUUUGACUGCUGUCUGGUGGUGCCUCUCAUAGCAGAUUCUGGCAAUAAACUUGAGUUGGUCAUCAGCAGAAACCCACUGGCCUUUCAGGAGGUGCUCUCGGCAGAUCAGACGUUCCAAGCAGGAGAAUGGAGUGAGCAAGACGAAGCUCACGUUUUCAGGCAGCAGAAGGGAAGACUCAGUAGUACAGACAUACAGGAGAAUACAAAUACAUUGUAGUGCAAUGCAUUCAGUCGAAUAGGCUGAAGUAUUGUCUAUACUUUUAUGGUGCUAACUCACUAACAUUCAUUUGUGGAACACCUGCCUUUUUAGUCUGUCAUUCAUAUCUCUCUCAAGUUCCAAGCACAGAUUUCAUAAAUCAGCAGAAACCUUUUUUUUUGAUAAGACCCCCUCCCCUCAACACCACAAAUGACAAAAAAAGACUUGUUAACAGGUUUGACAAAACUGUGAAACAUAACUAAGCCAGUCUAUGCAGGGCACAGCCAUGAAACAAAACCUGUGCACUAUUAUGCCAAGAGUAGUUUAUUUUUUCCUGGUGAUUACUGUCCAAAUUCUUUUUAAAAAAAUUAACCUUUUUAUUGAUGUUGCCAGCUGGUUACUGGACAAAAGAAAAUAUACAUGCUGCAUAAAAUGUAAAAUGAGCCUUUUUAAUUAAAUUGAAAAUCUUGAUUAUAUUCCAAAGCUAUUGAUGCAGCAAUCCCUAGUAAAAUGUAGAUGUUUAAAAGGGUCUAAACUGCACAGACCAUGUUCAAUCAGUCUUCACUCAGUUGGUAUCGAACCUGAAGGCUUCAUUCUUGGGGCUGUUAUCCUUUAACAGAAUUCUCACGGGGAAGCAGUACGAGCCUUACAAUGCGAUCCUUAGCUCUGAUUUCCAGUAAUAUUUAAAAUCACAAUGCUCGGACUUGAACAUUUGAGGAAUUCCUUCUACAACCUGCAAAAAUGAGAGAAUGAUAGCUAAGACUUCAUUCUUGAUCUUUCAAAGCACUGCACUGACUUGCAAAAGAAGAAUGCUAAUUGCUGGGGAAAAAAAAAAGUAAAACCACCAUUCCUGUUUUAAAAAAAUAACCACAGGUGACCUUCUCUUUGCCAGGAUUUUGUGGCCUCAUCUUUUACCAUGGAGAUUCUAAAAUUACCACCAUGACAGUAACUCUUAAUAUAUACACCUGCCAUUUCAGAUUACUAAGUCUUAAUAUUAAUCCAAAUGGAUAAUCCUAAACAUGUUCAUUUGUGUCUUCUACAUGUUAAGGUCCAUGAUUAACACAUUUGUAUUUGUAAAAGAUUGACUUUGUAAAUCAGUAAAACUGAAAUAUGAACUCUACUUUGAUGUACAUGAAUUUCAAGGCUGGUUAAAUGUUAGUAUUAUUGUUGGUUGUGCCUCACUUCAGUGAAUCAAACGUACCAGGUUAGAUGUUAACUUCCACCAUCAGGUGAAAUCUUACCAUGAAAAGGCGCAAUGGACAGAAUCUAGUGCACUUAAUCAAUGAAAAGCAGGUUUUCCAACCAGUGGUAAAAAGUUUAAAAUCUACACCUGACACCUAAGAAAUAAUUGAGAGCAGCUGUACCCUGCUUUGUUCCAUUUAAACUUUCGAACACUGAAGAAUAUAUCCAUUAUGUUAAAGUUUUCCUGCCUAACACUGAUUCAUAUUUAAAACAAACACUGCCAACAACAAAUAUAGACAGUUCGACUCUCGGCAAACUUGAAUCAAAUCUGUCAUACUAAUGUCCUUUGGACAAUGUAUUUUUAUUUGUAACAGACAAGUAUUAUAAACUGUAAAGUAUUUUUGUACAAAUUUCCUACUUUGGUAGCAUGAUAUUUAUCGUCCUCUUAAGGUUUUGGGAAUCUUCACUGCUAAUUUGUAAGGGAUAUGCAAGAUGAAAUAAAACAGUAAAAGCAUACA
Messenger RNA from Hemiscyllium ocellatum (epaulette shark), 5450 nucleotides. It is a transcript of the gene grip1, whose product is annotated as glutamate receptor interacting protein 1. The transcript has 24 exons. The record is from RefSeq and is a predicted model, not a curated record. The coding region runs from base 349 to 3771 and encodes 1140 amino acids. Gene Ontology annotation, biological process: neurotransmitter receptor transport, endosome to postsynaptic membrane. Gene Ontology annotation, molecular function: nuclear glucocorticoid receptor binding. Lineage: Eukaryota; Metazoa; Chordata; Chondrichthyes; Orectolobiformes; Hemiscylliidae.